GCAUUGCUGGCAGCUCCUCCCUGACCGGACAUAACGGUCCGAACACGGAUCCUCGAACCGGAAGUGGAGGCGAAGUGUCGCGGGGCGCGCCCGGCCUUGCUCAACAGCCGGCAGUCUCUGCCGCCACCGCCACCGCCCUCGGCAGCUGCCGUGGCCUCCCGCAGCCGCCAUGUCCGCCAGCGCCGUCUACGUGCUGGACCUGAAGGGCAAGGUGCUCAUCUGCCGGAACUACCGCGGCGACGUGGACAUGUCAGAGGUGGAACACUUCAUGCCCAUCCUGAUGGAGAAGGAGGAGGAGGGGAUGCUGUCGCCCAUCCUGGCCCACGGCGGGGUCCGCUUCAUGUGGAUCAAACACAACAACCUGUAUCUGGUCGCCACUUCCAAGAAAAACGCAUGUGUGUCCCUGGUGUUCUCCUUCCUCUACAAGGUGGUGCAGGUGUUUUCCGAGUACUUCAAGGAGCUGGAGGAAGAGAGCAUCCGAGACAACUUUGUCAUCAUCUACGAGCUGCUGGAUGAGCUCAUGGACUUCGGCUACCCCCAGACCACCGACAGCAAGAUCCUGCAGGAGUACAUCACUCAGGAAGGCCACAAGCUGGAAACAGGGGCCCCGCGGCCCCCGGCCACCGUCACCAACGCAGUGUCCUGGCGGUCCGAAGGCAUCAAGUACCGGAAGAAUGAGGUGUUCUUGGACGUCAUCGAGUCUGUCAACCUCCUGGUCAGCGCCAACGGCAACGUCCUGCGCAGCGAGAUCGUGGGCUCCAUCAAGAUGCGCGUCUUCCUCUCGGGCAUGCCCGAGCUGCGCCUGGGCCUCAACGACAAGGUUCUCUUUGACAACACGGGCCGUGGCAAAAGCAAGUCCGUGGAGCUGGAGGACGUGAAGUUCCACCAGUGCGUGCGGCUAUCACGCUUCGAGAACGACCGCACCAUCUCCUUCAUCCCCCCCGACGGCGAGUUUGAGCUCAUGUCCUACCGUCUCAACACCCACGUCAAGCCCCUGAUCUGGAUCGAGUCGGUGAUUGAGAAGCACUCCCACAGCCGCAUCGAGUACAUGAUCAAGGCCAAGAGCCAGUUCAAGCGGCGGUCGACAGCCAACAACGUGGAGAUCCACAUCCCUGUGCCCAACGACGCGGACUCGCCCAAGUUCAAGACGACGGUGGGCAGCGUCAAGUGGGUGCCCGAGAACAGCGAGAUCGUGUGGUCCAUCAAGUCCUUCCCGGGCGGCAAGGAGUACCUGAUGCGGGCCCACUUCGGCCUGCCCAGCGUGGAGGCCGAGGACAAGGAGGGCAAGCCCCCGAUCAGUGUCAAGUUCGAGAUCCCCUACUUCACUACCUCCGGCAUCCAGGUGCGCUACCUGAAGAUCAUCGAGAAGAGCGGCUACCAGGCCCUGCCCUGGGUCCGUUACAUCACUCAGAACGGAGAUUACCAGCUCCGGACCCAGUGAGGGCCACCGCAUCCCACGCCCCGGCCCUGGCCUGGGGCUCCUGGUGGACACACCUGCCGAGCCCACCUGAUGGAGGAGCACUCCCUGGCCUCUGGCUACCCUCCCGGCCUCCGCCCAGGGACCCCUCCUUCUCCAGGCCACCUGUCCUGCGUUGACUCUCGCCUCAAAAGCCCCUUUCCCAGAAGAGGCUCGUCUUAAAGAAGUCUCGUCUGUUCGCCCUCCAGUCAGUUUCGGGGGAAGGAAAUGACAUCUUCCCCUCUGGACAUAAACUACAGCCUUCUGUGCUGUUGCGUUCACGGUACCAAAAAGCUCGUCCAGCGCUCGCCAGACCUCCCGUUGCGGUGGCAUCCUGCCGCCUGGGAAAGCACCCGCCGCGCCAGGCCUGCAGGGCCGUCGUUUGUUGCCAUUUUGUUGCCCGUUACAGGCUAUGGGUGUUUCCAGAACUCGCCUUUGUUCAUUGUUGUUUGUGUUACCCUCACCGUCCCGUGUCCCCCCACGUCCUAAGGCACUCAGGCAGCACUUAGCGAGGACAAGCCCUCGCCCUCCAUGCUUGCUCAGCGACAGGGCCCCCUCGGGGCCCAUUUACACGUCAGGCCAGAGCCCGGCACUCGCUGGCCUCCUUGGAGGCCCUGGCCUGACUCUCAGGCUCGCCGUGGCGCCUUCCCGGGGCCAGCCUGGGCCGCGCGGCGCCGCCACUCAGCCAGAUCAGUGUUUGCCCCCAGGGGAAGUGGAGCCCAGUGAGGGGUGCUGGCCUCAGCCAUCCUCCUGCCGCGGGUCCAGAGAGCGGGGGACGCGUGUCCCACCCUCCCCACCCUGUGCGUGUUCGAGUCGUGGUUACAUUAAAUUCCAUUCAUUAAAUAC
Molecule: messenger RNA, 2302 nt
Organism: Propithecus coquereli (Coquerel's sifaka)
Lineage: Eukaryota; Metazoa; Chordata; Mammalia; Primates; Indriidae
Gene: AP1M1
Product: adaptor-related protein complex 1, mu 1 subunit
Exons: 12
Coding region: 170-1441 (423 amino acids)
Biological process (GO): intracellular protein transport; vesicle-mediated transport
Cellular component (GO): clathrin adaptor complex; clathrin-coated vesicle
Molecular function (GO): clathrin-cargo adaptor activity
Source: RefSeq, a predicted model, not a curated record